Messenger RNA from Acromyrmex echinatior (Panamanian leafcutter ant), 8919 nucleotides. It is a transcript of the gene Ppn, whose product is annotated as proteoglycan-like sulfated glycoprotein papilin. Gene Ontology annotation, cellular component: extracellular region; extracellular matrix. Lineage: Eukaryota; Metazoa; Arthropoda; Insecta; Hymenoptera; Formicidae. Gene Ontology annotation, molecular function: serine-type endopeptidase inhibitor activity; metalloendopeptidase activity. The record is from RefSeq and is a predicted model, not a curated record. Gene Ontology annotation, biological process: extracellular matrix organization; proteolysis.
CCGUUCGUGGAGGUGGUGCGCGUUAUCGCUCCUUCGGCUCCUUUCUCAACAGUGCGCGAAAAGGAAUUUUCUGAUUUCUGCACAUACGUCUCAAGGCUCAUUCUCAGCAGGCAUGACGAACGUCAGGAGUACGUGGUCGCUGGGACUCGUAAUAUUUAUUAUAUCAGCACACGUGCAUGAUUCCCUCGCAAAACAUUAUCAUAUAAAAUUAAGGCACGGAAGGCAUCGCCGACAACAUGGCGAAAGUUAUCUGCCUAGCAGCUUCGUAUCAGACACAGAUGAGCCCGAGAGAGGCAAUUGGGGACCAUGGUCGACACCCAGUUCCUGUUCGCGCUCCUGCGGUGGCGGAGUCGCUCAUCAAACUAGACAAUGUCUCGAUAUCGAUGAUAGUGGUCAUGACAAGUGUACUGGUGCAUCCAGAAGAUUUUUCUCGUGUAAUAUUCAAGAAUGCCUUGGUGAAUCGACAGAUUUUCGUGCGGAACAGUGUGCGGAGUUUAACAAUGUACCCUUCGAAGGAGUUUAUUACGAUUGGAUUCCGUACAUCGGAAGUCCAAAUAAAUGCGAACUAAAUUGCAUGCCACGAGGAGAGCGAUUUUUCUACAGACAUAAAGUCGCUGUGAUCGACGGCACUCCUUGUGAAUCCGAAAAGAACGAUGUUUGUGUCGAAGGCAAAUGCAUGCACGUCGGAUGCGAUAUGAUGUUGGGCAGUGAUGUCAAGGAAGAUGCGUGUAGAGAAUGUAGUGGCGAUGGCUCAAAUUGCAAUACCGUUACCGGCUUAUUUGAUACAGACGAUCUUCAAGUAGGAUAUAUCGAUAUUUUACUUAUUCCCGAAGGUGCGACAAAUAUCAUUAUCAAAGAAAAUUAUCCAUCCAACAAUUAUUUAGCCAUACGCAACACAACCGGACAUUAUUAUUUAAAUGGUAAUUGGAGGAUAGAUUUUCCACGCAGCUUGCGCUUUUCUGGUACAAUCUUUCAUUAUGCUAGAGAUCCUCAAGGAUUUGCAGCACCCGAUACCAUCACGGCUUUGGGACCUACAAAUGAAUCGAUUUACGUUGUGUUGCUGUACCAAGAUCGUAACGUGGGAGUGCAUUACGAGUACAGCAUACCUAAGAAGUUUUCAGCGCGUACCGAUCCGGAUAGUUACACUUGGGUAACCGAUGAAUUUUCAAGUUGCAGUGUUAAUUGCGGUGGAGGCUACCAAUCGAGACGGGUAGCUUGUGUACGGAGGCGUGAUAAUCAGCCAGUGGAUGAGAGUUUAUGCGAUCCGCAGUUGGAACCGACUGACACUCAAAGCUGUAGCGAAGAACCAUGUCCGCCUAUUUGGGUAGAAGGCUCAUGGUCAACUUGCACCAAACAUUGCGGUGAGGGGGGCGAGCAGACUAGAGAGAUAAAAUGCGAACAAAUCAUCUCAGGUGGAAUAGCUUCCGUAGUAGAUGAUUCUCAAUGUUUGGAAAAAGUGGGACCUAAAGGGCUUACUAAGCAAGAAUGCAACAAAAACGUAGAUUGUCCACAGUGGCACGAAGGGCCCUGGAAGCCUUGCGAUCAUAUAUGUGGACCUGGUAAGCAAACGAGAACAGUUACGUGUUACAAGAAGGUCGAUGGCAAGAUCCAAGUGUUGGAAAAUGGAGCAUGUGAAGCGGAAAUGCCUGAAAAUGAAAAGGCUUGCGAGCUGAGACCUUGCGCUGGUCUCGAUUGGGUUACUUCGGAAUGGAGCGGGUGCGAAGAGAAAUGUGAUCUCAUCAAAGAAACCAGAACGGCCCAUUGCGCUACUCAAGAUGGCACAGUUUAUCCAGAUAAUUUGUGUGAUCCAGACAAGAAGCCAGAAUUAGAAAGAGACUGUGAUAAAGCUAAGAAUUGCGAUUUUCAGUGGUUCUCCUCGCAAUGGAGCGAAUGUUCGGCAAAAUGUGGAUACGGCGUUCAAAUGCGCAAAGUGUUCUGUGGCACUUUUAGCAACGAUAUUGUGAAGAAAGUUUCGAGUGAGAAUUGUGACCCCAAAAAAAAAUUUGACAAUAUUAAAAAUUGCACCGCUGAAGAACCAUGUAAAGGCGAAUGGUUUGCAGGGCCUUGGAGCAAGUGUUCGAAACCAUGUGAUGGUGGCGAUAUGACUCGUAAAGUAAUUUGUAUGAAGGACAACAAAACCGUACCUGUGAAUCAGUGUAAUGCCGACAAUAUCAUAUUCUCUACUGAAAAAUGCAAUGAUCAACCUUGUGAAGAAGGCGUGACACUAAUCCUCGAGAAGCCAGAUGAAACGAUAGACUCGAAGGAGGAAGAGUGUGAGGAGGAAGAGGAAGAGGAAGAAGAACAAUAUGCUGUUGAAUUCAAUCUUCCUGUGGGGAAAGUGAAGACAAUGGACAAACUAAUAGAGCAAACAGAAACAACAACUCCGAAUUUAUUAUUUACCGGAAGUGACACUUACGACAUUAUGUUUAGUGAUUCUACGAGAGGCGAUAUAUCACUUUCCGAAUUGGGUAGCGGCGAAGGUAGUGGUGACGAUAAUUUUACCAUGUUUGAUACUAGCUUAUUCACCGGUAGCACUAUCGAUAUUGAUUCUACCGUUGUCGAAGAGAGCGAAAGUUCAAUUAGUGAAAUUACUACGGAAGGCAAAACCGGCACAACUGAAUUCGGAAUAGACGUAAAUGAGUCAUCGGACAUCACUGAAGGAACUGACGUAACGCUCGAAGGAUCCGGUACCAGCUUUGAAGGAUCCGGUGCAUCCACAGACGAAUUUACUCAAGAAACUCAAGUCUCAGUAUCGAAAUUUGAUAGGACAACAGAACAAUCAACAGAUUAUUCCGUUACUAUCACCAGCGAAUUGACUAGCAAUGUAGAUAUCGAAUCAACUGUUAGUAAAAAUUCAGAAACAACAACUGAAUCCAGUGAUACGACAACCGAUUCAGAUGACAUAACAAGUGAUACGACAACCGAUUCAGAUGACAUAACAAGCAAUACAAACGAAUCAACUAAUACCAAUACCGUUACCACUUCAACAGAAACCACUGAAUCCACUGAAUUCACUGAAACCACUGAAACCACUGAAACAGAUACAACAGAUACAGCCGAUACUGAAACGACCGAUUCGACAGAGAGUGAAACAACAGCAACUACUGAAUCUACAGACACGACCGAGUCUACGCAAUCUCCACCAAGUACAUUUUCAGAAUUAUCUUCAUCAGAAACAACAACAGAGAUUACAACAACAGAGAAAAUAGAAACGACUGCGAGCGAGAUUACUACAUCCGAAACGAUGACGUCAACAAUGAUUUCUCAACAAACAACAGAAUUGAAAGUACAAGGAGAGUAUGAUUUCGGUUCCGAGGAACAGAGUACUGAUGCCAUAACUACGGUAUCAAGUCAAACAGACGAGAGUACAACAGUUAACACUACAACAGAUAACAUUAGUACAGAAACCACUAUUGUUUCUGGGAUGAGUUCAUCGGAUAAGACUGAAACAACUGGCAGCGAAAUAACCGAAUCGGGAGAGACAACUGAGUCCAGCACUAGCACGGAAUCGACUGAGAUAACGGAAUCCGGACUAACGACUGAAUCUAGCGACGUUACGACCUCAAACACAAUUGUCGAAUCAGACGCAACAGAAUCUAGUGAGACUAUCACCACAGUUUCUACGGAAACGGAAAUUACGGAGACUACUGAGUCAAUUAUGACGACUAAAUCAAGCGAGACAACUGAAUCAUUAAUUACAACAUCGUCUUUUGAAGAGACAACAGUAUCUGGUGAAAUCAUUGUGACAGAAAUUACGUCCUCCACAACCAGUGAAGAAAUCGAUCUUACCGAAAAGACUCAUAUCACAGAGGUAUGGACAACCAGCUUCCCAGAUACAACGGCGCACAAACGGCAAUGCAAACCAAAGAAGAGCUGCAAGAAAACACCGUUCGGAUGUUGCUACGACAAUAUCACUGCUGCUCAGGGACCAUUUGGUCAUGGUUGUCCGAUGCCGCAAACAUGCAACGAGACGCGAUAUGGUUGCUGUUCCGAUGGCGUGUCACCAGCCAUUGGUCCCAAGAACAAAGGUUGUCCAGAUUCUCGUUGUAAUGAAUCACUUUUUGGUUGUUGUCCUGAUGGUGUUACUACAGCGCAAGGCAACGAUUAUGAAGGAUGCAAGAGACCAUGUAAAGAAACAGAAUUUGGAUGUUGUCCAGAUAACGAGACUGCAGCUAGUGGAAAGGAUUAUUUGGGAUGUUGUAAUGUAACUGAAUUUGGUUGUUGCCCAGAUGAUAUUAAAGCCGCUUCUGGUCCUAACAGCGAAGGUUGCGAGGAAGAAGUCACUUCUGAAACGGAGACAUAUGAAAUAACAACCCAACCUGUUUCACUAGAAGAUUGUGCAAACACCACUUACGGUUGCUGUCCUGAUGGUAUUACCAUUGCAACUGGUAUCAAUUUUGAGGGUUGCGGUGUCAUUAAUAACGAAAAUUGCAGCGCGUCCUACUUUGGAUGUUGUUCUAAUGGAGUUUUCGCGGCUCUCGGACCGGACAACUAUGGUUGUCGUAUGCCAUGUCACGACAGUGUUUACGGAUGCUGCGAGGAUGGAAUAACGCCGGCACAUGGACCGAACAACGAAGGUUGCUGCUUAUCGACACCAUACAAAUGCUGUCCGGAUAACAGUCUGCCAGCCCGUGGGCCAAACUUCUACGGCUGUGGCUGCCAAUACACGAGAUUCGGUUGUUGCCCGGAUAAUUCGACAAUAGCGCGUGGACCAAACAACGAGGGUUGUGGCUGUCUAUACACACCUUAUGGUUGUUGUCCGAAUCGAUUUACUCCCGCCAGCGGACGCAAUUUCGAGGGAUGCCCGUGUUACACUUACCAAUUUGGAUGUUGUCCCGACGGUAUUACUAUCGCCAAGGGCUCUCAUGGUCAAGGUUGUGGAUGCGAGAAUACAAAAUAUAAAUGUUGCUCAGAUGGUAGAACACCUGCUAAAGGACCAAAUUUUGCGGGCUGUACCUGCGACGCAUCACAAUAUGGAUGCUGUCCGGACGGAAUUGAGGAAGCUCAAGGGGAGAACUUUGAAGGUUGUAUCACAAUACCUUCGGUGCCCGGUGCCGCAUGUGGUUUGAAAAAAGACAGAGGCUCUUGUCGAGAUUUUACGGUCAAGUGGUUCUAUGAUACCGACUACGGUGGUUGUUCAAGAUUUUGGUACGGAGGUUGCGAGGGCAACGAAAAUCGAUUCAAAACACAGGAAGAAUGUAAAGAAGUUUGCGUUCAACCAAAAGGAAAAGCUGUUUGCUUUUUGCCAAAAAUCUCUGGUCCUUGUGAAGGAUAUCAUCCAACGUGGUAUUAUGAUACCGGUAGAAAGCAAUGCGGUCAAUUCGUCUAUGGAGGUUGCCUCGGCAAUGCCAACAAGUUUAAAACAAGAGAAGAGUGUGAAGAACUUUGUGUCACACCGAACGACAUCGAUCCUUGCGAUCAGACGAAAGAAGCAGGUCCUUGCGCAGGCAAUUUCACAAAAUGGUACUUCAACCGAGAAUCGCAAACUUGCGAACAAUUCGUAUACGGUGGUUGCAAAGCGAAUGACAACAACUUUCCGACAGAAAUUGCUUGCCACCAACAAUGCUUACAGCCAGGUCGAAGAAAAGAUAUUUGCACGUUGCCGCGGGCGGAGGGUACAUGCGUAGAGAAGCAAUCUCGAUGGUAUUUUGAUCAAUCGGAGAAUCGCUGCAUGCCAUUCUAUUACACUGGCUGUAAUGGCAAUAAAAAUAAUUUUGAAUCUAGAGACGCAUGCGAGUCUGAUUGUCCGCCUAAAAUUGAGCAAGAUAUCUGUCUCCUACCCGCUCUUCUGGGAGAAUGCCAUAACUACACUCAACGAUGGUACUACGAUUCCUACGAGCAACACUGUCGACAGUUCUAUUACGGUGGAUGCGGCGGAAAUGAGAAUAAUUUCAUAACUGAACAUGACUGCAUCAAUAGGUGUGUAGCGGUUAUCACCACUCCGCCUCCACCAGGACAAGUUGAGUUCCAGCCAGAAUUCUGCUUCUUACUCGACGAACAUGGUCCCUGCUCCGAAAAUCAAGUAAAAUGGUUUUAUGAUAGUCGUGAUGGUGUUUGCAAACAAUUCCGAUACGGCGGCUGUCAGAGUAACGGCAAUAAUUUCAAUACUCGCGAAGAGUGCGAAUAUCGCUGCGGAGAAGUUCAAGAUCCUUGCACUCUACCAGAAGUAAUCGGCCCUUGUGACGGUUUCGUAAAGCAAUUCUACUAUGAUAAGCGCACUGAUUCUUGCUACGAGUUCGAGUAUAGUGGCUGUCAAGGCAACAAAAAUCGCUUCCAGGAUAGGGAAUCUUGCGAGAAAAAAUGUAAACGGCAAACGGCUGCGGUUACACCGGAGAUUACUCCAACAUUAGCCACGUCAACUCCGCCGACUAGAGAACCAACGAUUUGCUUAGCGCCAGUCGAUUCUGGCGAGUGUAGUGACAGUAUCACCGCGUAUUACUACGAUGCCCAACAUCAGAUAUGUCAGGCGUUUAUUUAUAGCGGAUGUGGUGGAAAUGCUAAUAAAUUUCAAACCGAAGAACAAUGCGAGCGACUUUGCGGAAGAUUUCACAGACAAGAUAUGUGUAAUCUCGCUGUGGACUCCGGUCCAUGCAGAGGUGAUUUCCGCAAAUAUUAUUAUGAACCAGGUUUACGUGUCUGCCGUGAAUUCAUUUACGGUGGAUGCGACGGUAACGCUAACAGAUUCAGUACAAUUUCUGAAUGCGAAUCUAUUUGCAUACACCAUGAAGAGCCUGUACCUCCCGGAAAUGACACUAGCGUUUUAAAUUUAUCAAUCUGUAAAGAACCAGUUGAUAGUGGAUCUUGUACGUCUGGUGCUACAAAGCGAUUCUAUUUCGACGAGGAACAUCAAACGUGCCGGGCGUUUAUUUAUACCGGAUGUGGUGGCAAUCGUAAUAGAUUCAAGACUUUCGAAUCUUGCAUUAAUACUUGCCUUAGGACGAGUAACGAAAUUGAUGUGGAUUCGAAGGAUACGAAAGAUCAAUGUGCGGAGGCCAAGGAAGAGUGUAAUAUUAUUCGUUGUCCAUACGGUAAGGAACAGUACGUGGAUUCGCAGGAUUGCGAACGCUGCCGUUGUGUCGAUCCUUGUAGAACAAAGAUCUGUCCUGAGAGUACUCGAUGCGCCAUUACACUAGUCGCUACGCAAGAUGGCACGGAAUACAAAGGCGUUUGUCAGUCGAUCGUUAAACCCGGUCGUUGCCCAAAAGUAUCCAACAGCACAAGAUGUGAACAAGAAUGUGUCACGGAUGCGGACUGUCCUGGAGAAUGGAAAUGCUGUAACAGUGGUUGCGGCACAUCCUGUCUGGAACCUGCAUCAGAAGAAGUUUCGACAACAUCACGGCCUACCGUUAUCCCGCCACAAUAUGGUGGUGAACCUGCGAUGAUUCAACAACCCGAAGAACCUCAUGUCAGCGCGCAAGAAGGUGACUAUGUUACAUUGAAAUGCGUCGCACUAGGGACUCCCAGACCAAUCAUCACAUGGAGAAAGGAUACUACAUUGAUUGGGCCUUCAGAGAAAAGACGGCGUAUACUACUCGAUGGAUCUCUUCAGAUCAUUAAUUUAUAUACUUACGAUAGAGGUACUUAUGUAUGUACCGCUGAUAAUGGUUUAGGGCCACCGGUAAGGGCGGAGUAUCAAUUAGACAUCACAGAACCAAAUGAACUUCCCGUCGCUAUCAUCGGAGAGCCCGAUGCUCGUAUAACGGUGACGAUGAACUCGCCGAUAACUCUGCAUUGUUAUGCCAUGGGAUGGCCGAGGCCAUUGGUCACUUGGUGGCGUGGCGAUCAAAUGUUACCUCUAUUUUCGGACAAUUACGAGCAAGACACCGAUUAUACUCUUUUGAUACGCUCGGUAACUCUAACCAACCUCGGCGUUUACACUUGCCAGGCGUUUAAUGGCAUCGGUACACCGGCCUCUUGGUCGACAACCUUGCAAGCAAUCGGACCUGUCUACAAUGUUAAAUCUGAACACGAAGAGUACACCAAGUAUCUUGUCCAACCACCGAAGAGACCCACUACCGAAAAACCACAGUAUCCUUACAGGCCUACCAGAACGCAGUCUCCAGAACAUCAAACUUACGCUCCCGUCUAUUCCUCGAAACCACCUCACAUCCCUCGUGUUGUUCCUCUUGAAAUCACUACCACUGAGCCCAGUAGCGCCAAGUUCAAAGUGCCGGUCAAAGUCAAUGUGUCAGCAGGACAAUCACAAUUCCCUGAAGGCAGUGACAUAAGCAUCGCUUGCGAUGUCGAUGGUUAUCCGAUCCCACGUGUACUCUGGUAUAAGGACGACGAACUUAUUCGAACCAACAAUCGAAUAAAGAUUUCUGAACUCAAUCGACUUAUCAUUAGCGACGCAAAUCGGGAAGACUCUGGCCGAUAUCGAUGCGAAGCAGCCAAUGAAUUCUCUUCGGAUUCUGAUAAUGUUGAUAUACGCGUAGCUGGUAUCUUUAUUCAUCCCCAUUGCCAGGAUAACACGUUUUUCGCCAACUGCGAACUUAUUGUUGCAGCCAAGUAUUGUACACACAAAUACUAUGCAAAGUUUUGCUGCCGAUCAUGCACAGAGGCCGGUCAGUUACCAGCGAGAGGACCUCAUAUCGAUAAUUCGAGAAGAAAAAGGAGAUUUAUUCCGCGAAUGCUUGUAUAAAACACCAAAUUGACUUUUCGAUAUUUCCGACACACGUGAUAGCACGUAGGUAAAUAUUAACAUAAAUAUCGAUUCUUGAUUGUAGCCGGCGGGAUUCGUAAUAGAAAAAAAUGAGAAAAAAAUUGCGCGUACCUGCUCUUAUCGGACGUGCCGGAUAAUCGAUUAAUUAAAAAUUAAAUCACUGCCAAAGCCUUAGAGCGUUUAUACAUCGGUCUAAUAUAUAUAUGUAUACUAUAUGUGUGUGUGUGUAUAUAUAUAUGUACACACAUACAGACACA